This is a messenger RNA of Gossypium raimondii (Peruvian cotton), 1352 nucleotides long. RefSeq names its product GDT1-like protein 4. The transcript is spliced from 12 exons. Gene Ontology annotation, cellular component: Golgi apparatus. NCBI's taxonomy places the organism in Eukaryota, Viridiplantae, Streptophyta, Magnoliopsida, Malvales, Malvaceae. Gene Ontology annotation, biological process: Golgi calcium ion transport; calcium ion transmembrane transport; manganese ion transmembrane transport. Gene Ontology annotation, molecular function: manganese ion transmembrane transporter activity; calcium ion transmembrane transporter activity. The coding region runs from base 233 to 922 and encodes 229 amino acids. The record is from RefSeq and is a predicted model, not a curated record.
UUCCACUUUUUUCCAUUUCAAGUUUCACUUAUGAUAUUUGAAUAGUUUAGUCGUCUCUUUCCCUGGGCAGCUGAUUUCGUCAUCCCAAAGAUUCAGCCCAAGUCAAACUCGGAGCUCGAACUCAAUCACACACAGAGAAACACAAUUGAUUUCCCUUUCCACUAAACUAUUUAAACAAGAAACUAUUUACUUUCUGUGAAUUUCUCUUUCGGCACUCUCUGCAACUGCAAUCAUGACCUCGCUUGUGCAAGGCUUUUCCAAGUCUUUGGCUAUGACUGUGCUAUCGGAGAUUGGCGACAAGACGUUCUUCGCUGCCGCGAUCUUGGCAAUGCGCCAUCCCAGGAAACUUGUCUUGUUAGGAUGCCUGGCAGCUUUAAUUGUGAUGACUAUUCUUUCUGCUGUUGUUGGCUGGGCAGCUCCAAAUCUUAUUUCUAGGAAAUGGACACAUCACAUUACGACUGUGCUUUUCUUUGGAUUUGGCCUGUGGUCUUUAUGGGAUGGAUUUAUGGAGGAUGGGGAGGCUGAAGAAUUGGCUGAAGUUGAAGCAAAACUGGAUGCUGACUGGAAGGCAAACCCAGGAACAGUCAAAGGGGGGAAUAAGGCUGAUGAUGAUUCAAAAAAGGAGAGGCAGCCAUUUCUCACACAGUUCUUCUCUCCCAUAUUUCUGAAGGCAUUUUCCAUCACAUUCUUUGGUGAAUGGGGCGACAAGAGCCAGCUUGCUACCAUUGGUUUGGCUGCAGAUGAGAAUCCAUUUGGUGUGGUUCUUGGUGGAAUUUUAGGACAAGCACUGUGCACCACUGCUGCUGUACUUGGAGGAAAGAGCCUGGCGUGUCAGAUAUCUGAGAAAAUUGUUGCACUCUCAGGUGGAGUUCUUUUCAUUGUUUUUGGAUUCCAAUCCCUCCUCUCAACAGUUGAGUCUUGACGACUUACUAAUGGUUAGUUCUGAUUUUUCCAUCAAGAAAAUUGUUCACUAGAGUUGGGGUACUCCGUUGGGGAGGAGUUGGAUUGCUAUGAAUUCUUUAAUGUUUCACAUAAAACAGGCGAAGAUCCUAAAUCCAAAUUGACCCGCUGUUUUGUUAGUACAUUUAUAAUUAUUCAUACCUGUCUGUCAUCUUCUCAGUUCAGGCACAGUGCUGUGUCUUACAGUCAUUAUUAGAUAGGCAAGAAAACGCUUCAUCUAUGUUCAUAUCUUGCACUCAAAGGCAUGUGAGGCCGUUAGAAAUGAAUAGUAUUUGUUUUGGAAUAAGUGUUUUUGCCUGCAGUCAAAUGCAUACAUGUGCUGCAUAUAGUCUGUAAUGGAUACUUUUGCUUUGUGCUUAUUUCAUCAGGGAUCAUAAACUUUACAUGUUUGA